AUGGCUUCAAGAAUCGAUGAUCUGGCAAAGGUCGAUGCCUCCAAAGAAACCUGGACAAUUGUUGCCAAAGUCAGUCAUCUAUGGCUUAGUCCGAGCCUAUAUGGCUCAAAACUACCCUUUUCAAUGGACAUGAUACUUAUGGAUGACAAGGGCUGCAAGAUUCAUGCUACUGUUAGGAAGACUUUGAUAUAUCGAUUUCAAUCUUCCCUAACUGAGGGAAAAGUAUACCAUAUUUCCUACUUUGGUGUGGGCGAGAGCGGACAUGAUUUUCGCCCGACCGAGCAUCCAUUCAAGAUCAAAUUUGAUAUUCAGACCUACUACCUAACAAGGGUUCGUGUUGAAUGUGCUUUUUUCGGGAAAUAUGUUUCUGAGGUCAUUGGUUAUCUUUCAUCGGUUGAUGCAACCAAUGCUGUCGUGGUUGUACAGUGUUGUAAGAUCAAGCCAUUCAAAGGUAAGACUAGCAUUCAAAACGUUUAUGGUGCUACUAGAGUUCUUUUUAAUCCUCAGAUUCAAGAAGCUGCCCCUCUCCGUGCUCGGUAA
Lotus japonicus is the source of this 540-nucleotide messenger RNA. RefSeq lists its product as uncharacterized. The transcript is spliced from 4 exons. Bases 1 to 540 code for a protein of 179 amino acids. NCBI's taxonomy places the organism in Eukaryota, Viridiplantae, Streptophyta, Magnoliopsida, Fabales, Fabaceae. The record is from RefSeq and is a predicted model, not a curated record.